This is a messenger RNA of Gaeumannomyces tritici R3-111a-1, 2050 nucleotides long. Its product is annotated as succinyl-CoA:3-ketoacid-coenzyme A transferase subunit A. NCBI's taxonomy places the organism in Eukaryota, Fungi, Ascomycota, Sordariomycetes, Magnaporthales, Magnaporthaceae. Gene Ontology annotation, molecular function: succinyl-CoA:3-oxo-acid CoA-transferase activity. The record is from RefSeq and is a predicted model, not a curated record. Gene Ontology annotation, biological process: ketone body catabolic process. The transcript has 3 exons. The coding region runs from base 259 to 1851 and encodes 530 amino acids.
CUUCUCUCCCUGGCGACAGCUUCUGACUUGAUCUUUUCUCUCGGCGCUUUUUCUCAUUCUGUUAGGUUUCUCUAUAAUUCCCCCAGAGGUAUCUAGACAAGACCUCCUUGUUGCGAGCACUGCGCCGUGUGAAUUGAGUUUCCUUCGCGCCUUGGCCCGCCGCUCAGCACUGCCGAGAAUAGCCGAGUACGCCCCAGCGCCGCCCGCGCAGUGUCGCCGUCCACAUACUCGCCGUGACCGGGGAGUUUUGUCGCCAGGAUGCCGUCUACCGCAAUGUGCAUGAGGAUUUUGAGGGCGCAUUCCAAAUAUGGAAGUAACCAUGCCGCCCUCCUCGCCCGCUCCUUCUCGUCCACGUCGAGGCGGGCCAAGAUCGACAAGGUGUACCCCUCGGCGGCCGAGGCGCUCAAGGACAUGAAGUCGAACUCGAUCGUGCUCUGCGGCGGCUUCGGGCUCUCGGGCGUGCCGGACACGCUGAUCGACGAGGUGAUCAAGAAGCCCGAGGUCACGGGUCUGACGGCCGUGUCCAACAACGCCGGCACCGACUCGAGCGGACUUGGCAAGCUGCUCAAGACGGGCCAGGUCACCAAGAUGAUCGCGUCCUACAUAGGCGAGAACAAGACGCUCGAGGGCAUGUACCUGAGCGGCAAGGUGGAGCUGGAGCUGACGCCGCAGGGCACGCUGGCCGAGCGCUGCUCGGCCGGCGGGCGCGGCAUCCCAGCCUUUUACACACCCGCCGCCGUGGGCACCGUGGUGCAGACGGGCGAGCUGCCGCUGCGCAACAAACCCGACGGCACCCCCGCCGAGUUCUCGUACCCCAAGGACGUCAAGGUGUUUGACGGCAAGCCGUACCUGCUCGAGCGCAGCAUCGCGGGCGACUACGCCUUCGUCAAGGCCUACAAGGCCGACCGCCUCGGCAACGUGCAGUUCCGGCUCGCGGCGCACAACUUCAACGGCGCCAUGGGCCGCAACGCGCGCUGCACCAUCGUCGAGGCCGAACACAUCGUCGAGCCGGGCGAGAUCCCGCCCGAGGCGGUGCACCUGCCGGGCAUCUACGUCAAGCGCGUCGUGCAGAGCACGGCCGAGAAGCGCAUCGAGAAGGUGACGCUGUCCAAAGAGCCCUCCGCGUCGGCCGCCGCCGGGGACGCGGCCGACAAGGCGACGACGGCAAAGGCGGCGCUGGGCACGGGCGACUCGGCGGCCAAGCGCGAGCGCAUCGUGCGGCGGGCGGCCAGGGAGUUCAAGAACGGCAUGUACGCCAACCUGGGCAUCGGCAUGCCCAUGCUGGCCCCCUCCUUUGUGGGCGACGACGUGACGGUGCAGCUGCAGAGCGAGAACGGCAUCCUGGGCCUGGGCCCCUACCCGCGCGCGGGCCAGGAGGACGCGGACCUGAUCAACGCCGGCAAGGAGACGGUCACGCUCAAGCCGGGCGCGGCCGUGUUCGGAUCCGAGGAGUCGUUCGGCAUGAUCCGGUCGGGCCGCAUAGACCUGACCAUCCUGGGCGCCAUGCAGGUCAGCGCCAGUGGCGACCUGGCGAACUGGAUGCUGCCCGGCAAGGUCAAGGGUUUCGGCGGCGCCAUGGACCUGGUCAGCAACCCGAGCAAGACAAAGGUCGUCAUCACCAUGGAGCACACGGACCGCAAGGGCAACCCCAAGAUCGUCAAGCAGUGCGCCUUUCCGCUGACGGGCAAGGCCUGCGUUUCGAGGAUUAUCACGGAGCUUGCCGUCUUUGAUGUCGACUUUGCCCACGGCCUGACCCUCGUGGAGAUCGCCGACGGCGUCACCGUCGACGAGGUCAAGGCCAAGACCGAGGCGCCUUUCAAGGUGGCAGACGACCUCAAGCCCAUGCUGUAGACUGUGGAAGUCGCAUGGCGGCAAUGAGACCAGGAGUGUGCCACGCACGGCAGACAUCAUGUUGGUGGCGUUCAGCGACGUGUAUUCUGGCUUGUUUCGUUUCCUCCUCGUAGAUGGGACAUGCAAGCAUAUCCCGGCGGCAUUGGUUCAGCGACAGACACGAACAAAGGAAUAUAUACCAAAGAUAUUUACGACCGUA